This is a messenger RNA of Plasmopara halstedii, 156 nucleotides long. RefSeq lists its product as uncharacterized. The coding region runs from base 1 to 156 and encodes 51 amino acids. The transcript is spliced from 2 exons. The record is from RefSeq and is a predicted model, not a curated record. NCBI's taxonomy places the organism in Eukaryota, Oomycota, Peronosporomycetes, Peronosporales, Peronosporaceae.
AUGGCACGGCUAAAUAUGCCAAGGUGGCGGUCUGAAUUUCACAAAAGGGAUUUUUUUGCAAUGGAGAGUGUGGCUGUCAGAAUGAUACGGUACAAUAUUAAGGAUUGGAAUAAUCUCAAAGAGCGGAUUCUUCCUGAAAACGGAUUCUGUUCGUGA